Mesorhabditis belari is the source of this 717-nucleotide messenger RNA. NCBI's taxonomy places the organism in Eukaryota, Metazoa, Nematoda, Chromadorea, Rhabditida, Rhabditidae. The record is from the annotation of a GenBank genome assembly.
AUGAUCUCCAAUAUCGCCAUCUUGAUAUCAACAAUUACCAUAACAGUACAAGGAGCAACAAUGGAAUGGUGUGAUUAUUGGAGACUGAGAGGAGUGUCUCGUUCUGAAUGUAUACCACUUCAGUGGAGUAUACAAAAGAAUUAUCAGCAUCGACAACCAAUUGAAUCCCAUGCUGCGUCAAUUCCCUUAUGUCAUGUUGUAACAAGAGUAUCCCAAUGUGCAAAGACGGGUUUCUGUGCUUCGGGUUUGUUGUGUUGGGUGGGUGGACAACCGUGUUGCGCCAAUCAGAAAUUGCAGAAUCGGCAAGUGGGUGCUCCAGGUUUAAUGAAUGGUGGACAAUGUCCGGCGCCUGAUGAUCUCAAUGUAGUAUGCCGGCAAAAAACAACAGUAAGUUGGUGCAAUCUUGACCGGGACUGCCACAUGACGAGCACAAUGCACAAAUGCUGUCCAACUCCGUGUGGAUAUAAUAUGUGUGUCCCAUCAAGACAACCCGUUGAUUUAAUAACGAGAAUGUCAUCAUUGAGCAUCGUUCCAACGCAAUGCCCACCAUUGGAUGAAGUUCCAAUUUGGUGUCGAAAUCCAUCAAAUAGUGGAACCUCAUGGUGCAAUUCCCACAAUGAGUGUCGUCAAACAUCUAUGCACACUCGGCUUUGCUGUCCGACAAGAUGUGGUUACAAUGUUUGUCUCCUCAAGCUUCCCAACAAGUUCAUCAUCGCC